Molecule: messenger RNA, 2327 nt
Organism: Dipodomys spectabilis (banner-tailed kangaroo rat)
Lineage: Eukaryota; Metazoa; Chordata; Mammalia; Rodentia; Heteromyidae
Gene: Galnt11
Product: polypeptide N-acetylgalactosaminyltransferase 11
Exons: 11
Coding region: 1-1830 (609 amino acids)
Biological process (GO): regulation of Notch signaling pathway
Cellular component (GO): Golgi apparatus
Molecular function (GO): Notch binding
Source: RefSeq, a predicted model, not a curated record
AUGGGAAGUGUCACAGUUCGGUAUUUCUGUUACGGGUGCCUUUUUACAUCUGCAACCUGGACAGUUUUGCUUUUUAUUUAUUUCAAUGUCAGUGAAGUGACUCAGCCCCUUAAGAAUGUGCCCCUCAAGGGGCCUGAGCCCCACGGGCCAGUUCCCAGAAAGUUCUAUCCCCGCUUUACUCGAGGCCCGAGUCGAGUGUUAGAAUCUCAGUUCAAAGCAAACAGAGUGGAUGAUGCCGUAGAUAACAAUAACAGUGAAGAUUCGGAAAAAGACCACCUGAAGUUCUCUUCUGAAUUGGGAAUGAUUUUUAAUCAACGUGAUCAGGAGUUGAGAGACUUGGGCUAUCAGAAACAUGCCUUUAAUAUGCUUAUUAGUAACCGCUUGGGCUACCACAGAGACGUGCCAGAUACCAGGAACGCAGCGUGCAAGGGGAGGGCCUACCCGGGCCGCCUGCCCACGGCCAGCGUGGUCAUCUGUUUCUACAACGAAGCCUUUUCGGCCUUGCUCCGCACGGUGCACAGCGUACUGGCUCGCACGCCCGCCCGCCUGCUCCACGAGGUGAUCCUGGUGGACGAUGCCAGCGACUUCGAUGAUUUAAAAGGAGAACUAAAUGAGUAUGUCCGAAAAUACCUCCCUGAAAAAAUUCAAAUCCUAAGAAAUACGAGGCGCGAGGGGCUGAUUCGGGGAAGAAUGAUCGGCGCUGCCCACGCCACAGGGGAGGUGCUGGUGUUCCUGGACAGCCACUGCGAGGUGAACGUGGCAUGGCUGCAGCCCUUGCUGGCCGCCAUCCUCCAGGACCCGCACACCGUGGUGUGUCCCGUGAUCGACAUCAUCAGUGCCGACACGCUGGCCUACUCCGCAUCGCCCAUCGUGCGGGGUGGGUUCAACUGGGGGCUGCACUUCAAGUGGGAUCUCGUCCCCCUUUCUGAGCUGGGAGGAGCAGAAGGGGCCACCGCCCCCAUAAGGUCACCCACCAUGGCCGGGGGGCUGUUCGCCAUGAACAGACAGUACUUCAACGAACUCGGCAAGUAUGACAGUGGCAUGGAUAUCUGGGGAGGAGAAAAUUUGGAAAUUUCAUUUCGGAUCUGGAUGUGCGGCGGCAGUCUCUUCAUCAUCCCGUGCUCUCGGGUAGGGCACAUUUUCCGGAAGCGGCGGCCGUAUGGCUCUCCCGAAGGCCAGGACACCAUGACGCACAACUCCCUGCGGCUGGCCCAUGUGUGGCUGGACGAGUACAAGGAGCAGUACUUUUCCUUACGACCCGAUCUGAAGAGCAGAAGCUAUGGAAACAUCAGUGAGCGUGUGGAACUGAGGAAGAAGUUGGGGUGUCAGUCAUUCAAAUGGUAUCUGGAUAAUAUUUACCCAGAGAUGCAGAUACCUGGACCCAACGCCAAACCCCAGCAACCCAUUUUCAUCAACAGAGGCCCCAAACGCCCCAAAGUCCUUCGGCGUGGCAGGCUCUAUCAUGUCCAGACCAACAAAUGCCUGGUGGCCGAGGGCCGCCCCAGCCAGAAGGGCAGCCUGGUGGUGCUGAAGGCGUGUGACUACGCAGACCCGGCGCAGAUCUGGAUUUAUAAUGAAGACCAUGAGUUGGUUCUAAACAAUCUCCUCUGUCUGGACAUGUCCGAGACGCGCUCGUCAGACCCGCCCCGGCUCAUGAAGUGCCAUGGCUCGGGCGGCUCCCAGCAGUGGACCUUUGGGAAGAAGAACCGGCUGUACCAGGUUUCCGUGGGCCAGUGCCUGAGAGCGGUGGGGCCGCUGGGGCAGCCGGGCGCGGUUGCCAUGGGGAUCUGCGACGGCUCCUCUGCCCAGCAGUGGCACCUGGACGGCUAAGGCGGUCGUGCCGCGCUGGUGACUCAGCGGGCCACGCGGCCCCCGUGGAAGCAGCACGCGUGUGCGUUGGGAGGAACGGACACCUCGGCCAGGUGGAGCGGAGGCGAGGGGCCCUGAAAAGGAGGAAGGGGCUUUACAGACGUGAAGGCCAUUCCUGAGCUGCUGCUAGAAGUUUCUUGUUUAGAGAGGGGAACUAGAGAACGAUGUGAACUCUAGAGAGCCAGACUUACACAGAGCAUUCACAGUUAUUGACGCUUCUUUCUUUCCCCGCUGGCGAUGGCAUGGGUUUUAUCUGAUCAGAAAUGCUUGUCAUUUUUUUUAGAAGACUUCGUAGGAGAAGGUAAUUCUCUUCUAUCAUGUGUUUAAUAUGUGCUAAAUAGGUGAUUUGAAAAAUUGAACAUCUUAACUUCAGGUGUCAUAAUAUUUAAGAGGCAGUUACUAUUAUAAAUUAUUUUGAUGAUUUAUGGUACUACAUUUAAAUAAAGGCUGUUGGAUUA